CUUCAAAACAAGAACACUAACAUCCCUCGUUAAUAAUUUUCAACGCUACUUGAAUUUGCUGGACAUUAUAUCGUAAUAAACUUCAUAGAGGAGGACAAAUCAGCGCCACUGAUGGUUAGUUACGCAAGUUUAAAUCUAAAGCUUAAGAAUCUCGUUAGCUGUAACACACUGAGCCAUGGGGAAGAGGUACUACUGUGACUACUGUGAUCGGUCCUUUCAGGACAACAUGCACAACAGGAAAAAGCAUUUGAAUGGUAUUCAACAUCACCGAGCGAAGAAGGCCUGGUUCGACCAUUUUAAAGAUUCUGCAGCCGUCCUGUAUGAUGAACAGGCAAAGAAGCCCUGCAGGAAGUUUCUUCAGAAAGGAAUUUGUGAUUUUGGACCAAACUGUAGGUUUUCUCACAUGUCUGAAGAAGAUCUGUUGAACCUAAAACGACAGGUGGAGGGUGACAGACAUCUCAGAGAGAACCCGGACGACAGAGAUCUCUCUGACAGAAAUGUAGAAGAUUGGCUCUCAAGGAGGGAAAAGAACCGAGAUGCUCUCGGUACCAAAAGAGACCUAAAAAAUAAAGAAGGUGGAGACCCGAGCCAAGCACACAGUGACGUACCUCAGCAGCUCCUGUCCAUCCCUGACCUGCCACCGUCACUUCUGCCUCCUCCUCCAGGCGGAUGGAAAUGUGGCAUCAACGUGGAAUGGGGUUGAAACAUCAGAAAAAUCAGACUGAACGACGACAUUCACACACACAUAUUGUGUAAACACAGAGACUCGUAUAGCACAAAAUAUGUGUAGUUUUUUGUUGUGUAUUGUAUAAACUGUAUAAAUUACACUGUAUUUAACGUCUUUGAGUGUUUAUCUACAUCAGUGGUUCUCUAACUUUUUACAGUGGAGUACCCCCUGAAAUAGACUUUUUUAUCAAGUACCUCCAACUCUCACUUCAGCAUUUUUGAUUGAAUAAAAUUAGGAAAGAUUUGUUCCUGUGCAAAAGGCGUCUGUUUAUAUUUACAGAACUUUGUAAACAUUCAUUCAUUCAUUCAUU
Molecule: messenger RNA, 1037 nt
Organism: Sphaeramia orbicularis (orbiculate cardinalfish)
Lineage: Eukaryota; Metazoa; Chordata; Actinopteri; Kurtiformes; Apogonidae
Gene: zmat5
Product: zinc finger, matrin-type 5
Exons: 6
Coding region: 176-703 (175 amino acids)
Cellular component (GO): U12-type spliceosomal complex
Molecular function (GO): zinc ion binding
Source: RefSeq, a predicted model, not a curated record